GCCACUUGCAGCGUUCCUACCGAAGCAGCAAUAACCUUUACAGGUCAAGCGAGUAAUGAUUGGGCUCCAAAGAGCAACUGAGGACUUCGAAAACAUUUUUCAGAGUCCACUUCAGAUCUGCAACUGUUGCGGGAGGGCGGGAAUGGUUGCCAACUCCAAGUGGUACACUGAGCUACCCAGCCCCUACAACUGUUCUGCACAUCAGGACCUUACAGAACACGACCCACAACUGCAGUUCCUGCAGGGAGCGCCACCACCACCACCACCUCCCCCUGCUCCAGUAAAACAACAGCUACCGAUGAUGGCGAAGAACUUUUGUGGACUCGCAGCCCUAGUGACUCCCUUAAGAACUUGGUACUUUGUCGUCAGCUAAAAAACUCUAGUCGUGUUGCAGCCCCCCUCACUUGAACCAACAGUCUUAUUCUGUGUGCUCAGUGCUUGUUUAACAGUAUGUCUCUCCUAUAAUGCUUUAUGUUGAUUGUACAACUGCUCCUAUCAUUGAAAAAGAUGUUAA
Geodia barretti is the source of this 514-nucleotide messenger RNA. The record is from the annotation of a GenBank genome assembly. Lineage: Eukaryota; Metazoa; Porifera; Demospongiae; Tetractinellida; Geodiidae.